This is a messenger RNA of Lolium rigidum, 1655 nucleotides long. Its product is annotated as ribosome biogenesis protein WDR12 homolog. NCBI's taxonomy places the organism in Eukaryota, Viridiplantae, Streptophyta, Magnoliopsida, Poales, Poaceae. The coding region runs from base 1 to 1308 and encodes 435 amino acids. Gene Ontology annotation, molecular function: protein binding. The transcript has 14 exons. Gene Ontology annotation, biological process: ribosome biogenesis. Gene Ontology annotation, cellular component: preribosome, large subunit precursor. The record is from RefSeq and is a predicted model, not a curated record.
AUGGACGCCGACGAGUCCCGCCAGGUCCGCGUGCGCUUCGUGACGAAGCUCCCGCCUCCGCUCCGGGCGCCGACCACCGCCAUCGCCGUCCCCGCCGAGCUCUCCCGCAUGGGCCUCUCGGAGAUCGUCAACAGCCUCAUCCUCUCCGCCGAGCCGGACCACCAGGCGCAGCCCUUCGACUUCAUCGUGGAUGGCGAGCUCGUGCGGAUGCCGCUCCACCAGUUCCUGCUCGCCAAGGGCAUCUCCGCGGAACGGGUGCUUGAGCUUGAGUAUGUAAAAGCAGUGGCGCCGAAGAAGCAGGAGCAGCCCUUGCCACAUGAUGACUGGGUCAGUGCGGUUGAUGGGUCGAACCCAAGGUUCUUAUUAACAGGUUGCUAUGAUGGUCUUGCAAGAAUAUGGAAAGAUGGAGCUGUAUGUACUCAAGUUUUGGAGGGACACAGUGGUGCAGUUACUUCUGCCAGCUUCAUCAAUAAAGGAGUUGAAACUGAUGGCAGUUUGCAUGUCGUGACUGGAUCAAAGGAUAGGUCGUUGCGCCUGUUCAAGUUUGAUACUUCAGUCACCACUGACUCCCUGAAGCAAAUUGGAGCUUACAAAAUUUUCCCUGGUCAUUCAUCAUCUGUGCAAAGUAUUGCUGUCGACCCUUCCAGAAAUAUGAUAUGUUCUGGUUCCUGGGAUACCAAGAUUAAGCUAUGGGCAGUCGAAGGAUCUGAAGAAGAUGGUGAUUCUGUUACAGUGAAAAAGAGAAGGACGAACUCUGAUGCAUCUGGACCCGAAGAGUCUCAGUUAGAGGGUUCAGCAUCUUCAACAUUUGAGGGACAUUCACAAUGUGUUUCUUCUGUUGCUUGGCCUGAGCAGCAAACAAUAUAUUCGGCAUCUUGGGAUCAUUCUGUUCGGCAGUGGGAUGCUCAAACAGGGAAAGAAACAUGGAAUAUGUUUUGUGGGAAGGCCCUGAAUUGUUUGGAUUGUGGUGGUGAGGGCUCUUCACUAAUCGCUGCUGGUGGUUCUGACCCUGUAUUGAGGGUAUGGGAUCCUCGCAAACCUGGGACACUGGCUCCUGUUUUUCAGUUCUCUUCGCACUCAAGCUGGAUCUCUGCCUGCAAAUGGCAUCCAAGUUCCUGGUAUCAUUUGUUAUCAUCUUCAUUUGAUGGGAAAGUGAUGUUGUGGGAUCUAAGGACAGCAUGGCCUUUGGCUUCUGUCGACUCACACACCGAAAAGGUUUUAUGUGCCGAUUGGUGGAAAGGGGACAGUGUAAUAAGUGGUGGAGCUGAUUCCAAGCUGUGUAUCUCAUCAGGGGUUGAAAUAGCGUGAUGAAGAUCCCCCCCACAUGUUGUGCUAUCAAGCUGACAGCAGUUCAAUCCGGAUUAUAUUGGUUGACAAGACAUCUCUAAAAGCCAAACCAUGCCAACUAGGGUUGAAAACAUCUGUACCGAAUGUCAGAUCAAUAUAACGAUGUGAAGCUGUUACACUUAGUGCCAGCGGAUGUGCACAAGUAGAUCUACAUUAGGGAUCACCACAUCUGCAAUCAAGUUUGUUUUGCGCUCCUUGUUGAAAUUCUCAAAACCUACAUAUUAUAACAAUGUUAUGAUUGUAAUUCAGAGUUAACUGCUUGCCGAUAACUCAAGGCUGGUUUUGCUUUGCCUGAAUUUUCUGUUUUA